Messenger RNA from Penicillium manginii, 930 nucleotides. Its product is annotated as aromatic alcohol reductase. The transcript has a single exon. Bases 1 to 930 code for a protein of 309 amino acids. Gene Ontology annotation, molecular function: oxidoreductase activity. Lineage: Eukaryota; Fungi; Ascomycota; Eurotiomycetes; Eurotiales; Aspergillaceae. The record is from RefSeq and is a predicted model, not a curated record.
AUGACGGUAUCUCAAAAGAUCCUCGUCAUCGGUGCUGGGGAGUUGGGUUCCCAAGUGCUGCGUGCUUUGGUUGCGCAUCCUCGCCGCCCCGCCACAAUCGCGGUUUUGAUGCGGCCUGGCACCAUCGACUCUUCCAGUCCAUCCAAACAAAAGGAAAAGACCACGCUCCAGGGGCUAGGCAUAGAUAUCGUCCCUGGGGAUAUUGUUGAGAAUUCUGAACGAACACUCGCAUCGAUAUUUGCAAAUUAUGAAAUCGUGAUCGGAUGCAUGGGCUUCGUCUCAGGCACCGGUGUCCAACUCAAGAUUACUCGUGCCGCUCUCGCUGCCGAAACACCACGGUUUAUCCCAUGGCAGUUUGGGGUGGAUUACGAUGUCAUUGGACGAGGAUCCCCUCAGGACCUCUUCGACGAGCAACUCGAUGUGCGUGAUCUUUUACGGUCGCAGGCCAAGACUCGAUGGGCAAUUGUUUCCACAGGAAUGUUCACGAGUUUUCUUUUUGAUCCUUCUUUCGGGGUAGUCGACCUUGAGAACGCCUGUGUCAACGCAUUAGGAGGCUUGGAGAAUCAAGUCACUAUCACGACCGCGCAAGAUAUUGGACUGGUCACGGCAGAAAUUGUGCUGGGAAUUGAGGAUUCAUUCAAAAAUGAGCCUAUCUUCAUUGGAGGGGAUACCAUCAGUUAUGAACAACUUGCCCAGCUCAUUGAAAGAGUCACUGGAAAACCCAUCGCCAGAAAUGUGUUGACCAUGGAGAAAAUGCAGGCUGCGUUGGCCUCUGACCCUCACAACGCAAUGCUCAAGUACCAGGCGGUAUUUGGGCAGGGCCACGGUGUUGCGUGGGAGUUGACGGGUACAUGGAAUCAGCAACGGGGUAUAAAAGCCGAGACAGCGGAAGAGUGGGCGAAGAAGAACUGGGUAGGGGGCAAGUUUUGA